CCCCGGAAUCCUUACUACUAUUCUUUCAUGACCUUGAUCUUGUACGAUCCGGAUGAUGUGAAGGAUUCUGAGGGCAACUCUGACAGCGAGUCUUAGAGUAUCAACAACCCUUGGAGCCUUGUUGACGAUAAUGGGUUCCUUGAGGGUCGCACUCGCGACAUUAACGUUGCUGUCAAGGGUCACGACAGAUGGAAUAAUGAAAGGAGGCUCCCAAUUCAAGAGCGUCUGUUCGGCAGUUGGUGGAUAUUCUUGGCUUGGCACUCUGCUCACCUCAGCCGCAUCCUUGUUCUCGAUCCUUAGCUUCGCAGCUUUGUCUCAGGCUAGACCAAUGGCAAAGGCUAGAGAGGAUCAACCCCUGCUACGGGAUUCAGCCCUAUACCUGGGUGGGCGCCACUUUGUUUUGUAUUCGCAGCGGUAACCGAUUACUAUUGGGGGUCCUUGGGUCCUAAUGGGCUGUGCUAGGUGUUGUUGGUCUGUUUUUAGAUAUGCAUACAAUAUCUUGAGGCUGGGCAACCCUUGAUAAUAGAAGCCAGUCU
This is a messenger RNA of Fusarium redolens, 536 nucleotides long. RefSeq lists its product as uncharacterized. The record is from RefSeq and is a predicted model, not a curated record. The transcript has a single exon. NCBI's taxonomy places the organism in Eukaryota, Fungi, Ascomycota, Sordariomycetes, Hypocreales, Nectriaceae. The coding region runs from base 131 to 418 and encodes 95 amino acids.